UGCAAACGCACCAUCUGAUUCCGUAAACUCCUGAACAGCCUUUCGUGGCAUUACCCCUCCACACACCAGCGGUGUGUUGCAAAACCCGUGCACGCCAACUAGUCCUGUUGUGAUAUCUGCAAAUAUGAUGUUGACUACAUUGAGACAACUAUCCCGGCCGCUGCGCCAGCGCACCCCGCUGGCUCUGUGUGUGCGCGGGCAGCAGUCCCACGCCGCGUCCCGGCCCGUGGAGGAGGAGCGGACGUGGACGGGGCAGGAGAGCCUGGCCGAGGACGACCCCGAGAUGUGGGCGCUGCUCAGGAGCGAGAAGGACCGGCAGUGUCGCGGGCUGGAGCUCAUCGCCUCGGAGAACUUCUGCAGUCGGGCCGCUCUGGAAGCCCUGGGCUCCUGUCUUAACAACAAAUACUCAGAGGGCUACCCAGGGAAAAGGUACUACGGAGGAGCGGAGGUGGUGGACAAGAUUGAACUGCUGUGCCAGAAGAGAGCCCUGGAGGCCUUCCGCCUGGACCCGGCCCUGUGGGGGGUGAACGUCCAGCCCUACUCCGGCUCGCCCGCCAACUUUGCCGCCUACACGGCCGUCCUCAACCCCCACGACCGCAUCAUGGGCCUGGACCUGCCCGACGGAGGCCAUCUGACCCACGGCUACAUGUCUGACGUGAAGAGGAUCUCUGCCACCUCCAUCUACUUUGAGUCCAUGCCCUACAAGCUCAACCCUGUGACAGGUCUCAUAGACUACGACCAGCUGGAUGCGACUGCCCGGCUGUUCAGGCCCAAGAUCAUCAUCGCUGGCACCAGUGCCUACGCCCGCCUCAUUGACUAUGCCCGCAUCAGGAAGCUGUGCACGGAGGUGAAGGCGUACCUGCUGUCUGACAUGGCCCACAUCAGUGGCCUGGUGGCGGCCGGGAGCAUCCCCUCUCCCUUCGACCACUCGGACCUGGUGACCACCACCACACACAAGUCCCUCCGCGGAGCCAGGGCCGGCCUCAUCUUCUACCGUAAGGGCGUCCGCUCCGUGGACAAGAAGGGCAAGGAGAUCAUGUAUGACCUGGAGGACAAGAUCAACUUCGCCGUCUUCCCCUCCCUGCAGGGCGGACCACACAACCACGCCAUCGCCGGUGUCGCCGUGGCCCUCAAACAGGCCCAGUCUCCCAUGUUCAAGGAGUACAUCGACCAGGUCCUGAGGAACUCCAAGGCCAUGGCCACAGCUCUGCUCAGCAAGGGCUACACCCUGGUCUCGGGGGGGACAGAGAACCACCUGGUGCUGGUGGACCUGCGGCCUAAGGGCAUCGACGGGGCCCGGGCCGAGAGGGUGCUGGAGCUGGCCUACAUCACCGCCAACAAGAACACCUGCCCCGGGGACAAGAGCGCCUUGACCCCCGGAGGCCUCAGGCUAGGCGCCCCAGCCCUGACCUCCCGGCAGCUGAAGGAGGCAGACUUUGUGCAGGUGGUUGAGUUCAUGGACGAGGGCUUCAAGAUCGCCCUGGAUGUCAAGAAGAAGACUGGAAAGCUGCAGGACUUCAAGAGCUUCCUACUGGAGGACUCUGAGACAGUGGCUCGCAUUGCAGCCCUCAGGCAGCGGGUGGAGGCCUUCUCUAGGCCCUUCCCCAUGCCGGGCUUCGAAGACCACUAGACCCACCACCCAACCAGCACCUCCACCUCCUAUCCGCACAACCAGCCUGAUCACGUGUCCUGGACGGAAAGUGGUAGAGAGGGAGGGAGUCAGAGAGAGGGGGGGGGGGGGGGUUUCUGGGGCGGUGGUACGCAUCAUUCCGGAGCCACAUUGACAUGGAUUCAACUCAACAUUUCAACUUUUAACAGCAAAAGAAAAAUACAAAAAAAAUACUUUUUCUAUAUUUUCAGCCAUUUAUCCUUUCCAUGUAUCGGCAAGGUGUUUUACUGUCGAGGUUGAGGGAGGGAACGCGACGGCUGCGACAUCAUCGUAACAUAAUUACCUUGUUAACAUCUGUUAGCUUCGUCGCGUGGCUACAUAGGAGGGGGAACAGGAGAACCAAACAGCAGCUCAGUGUUGUCAGAUGCCACGCUGAUGCAGUACGCUCAAGCCUAGUUUAGCAUCGGAUGAGCUGUGUUCGAAUCUCACCGCUGUCAGCUAACAUCUGCACUAAUGUGGCCAUUCUUUAUUUGCUUGGGGACUUCUAGACUUGGUUACCCAGCACCUUGAGGUUUGCUGUCUGUGUGUGGGCGGGCGGGCCGCCACAGCACAUAUGUAUAAAUGGAAACACAUGGCUGUUUCUUCUGCUGAGGUGCUCCAGGUCAAAGAGAAACUUUUUUUCAUUAUUGUAGCCAUUAUUUUAACAAGCCUGUUCGCCGGCUAUACCACUUUAUAUUGCAACUAUUUGGGGGUAUUUAAUCUAUAAAGAUGGCACACUUAUAAAUUGAGAUUAAAAGCGUCAAGCCUCAAACGUUGCUUUAUGGAACACUCCUAAUUUAAAAUGGUUCCAGUGUAGAGUUUUGAGAAAAUAAUUGUAACAACCCCAAAAGAGUAUUUUCCCCGCCCCUUGAUCCACCUCUUCUGUAUCCCUCUGGCAACUGCUAGUUAGACGAUGUAAUAAUAAUUGUCCUCCAUUUAUUUGUUUCUUUUUUUGACAGAAAAAUAACACAAUUUAAAACUGUGGGAAAGUCUCCCUGCAUGUAUUAGCAGUCCUGUGAUUUGCCUAUGUGUCACAAAUAAUGAGUACAUACUUUAUUUUGUACCUACUGUUAUUAAAAUGUAUGUAACUUCUGUCCUGGUACAUGGACAUCUUGGUAUCUUUUUAGAUCAAGUAUUUGUUUAAUUGAAAGAGGUGAAACGGUCAACCUAAAAUAAUAUAUAUAUAUAUGUAUAUAUAUAUACAGCCGACAGAUUAUGUAAACUAUUAAAAUAUGAGUAUAGUAUAAAUGUAAGAAUAUAUGUUUUUUAGAUUGGUUCAAUCACCGGAUGCCAUGAGUGUGUCUGUGUGUUGUCACUGCAUCAGUGAGCAAGAUCUAUACCAUGAACCAGCUGAACGUCACCCUGCAGCACAGCACACUAGAGACGAGUCAGGAGGGGGCGGAGCUUCUUUAUUUUACCAUGCCACGAGUACAGCCUUGUCCGCUACAAGAGGGGGAUUUUGCCAUAACUACAAUCGACCUACCACUUUUUCAUUCUGUUUAUUGUGCAUCAUCUCAUUGAAAUCAAAUCUAGCUUUAACAUGCGCCCUUUCCAUUACUUUAUUUUCCAGAAUGUUUUCUAGAAUAAAAUAAAAGAGGAAUCCUCCUUGUGAGAAGCA
This is a messenger RNA of Gadus morhua (Atlantic cod), 3266 nucleotides long. RefSeq names its product serine hydroxymethyltransferase 2 (mitochondrial) (gene shmt2). Gene Ontology annotation, cellular component: cytoplasm; mitochondrion. Gene Ontology annotation, biological process: tetrahydrofolate interconversion. The record is from RefSeq and is a predicted model, not a curated record. Bases 125 to 1630 code for a protein of 501 amino acids. The transcript has 12 exons. Lineage: Eukaryota; Metazoa; Chordata; Actinopteri; Gadiformes; Gadidae. Gene Ontology annotation, molecular function: pyridoxal phosphate binding; glycine hydroxymethyltransferase activity.